AUGGGCAGCGCCGAGAACCGCAGCGACGGCUCGGAGGGCGGGGAGCCGCCGUGGGCCGAGCUGCUGCCUUGCGACGAGCGCCGUUGCUCGCCCUCGCCCUUCCCCCUGGGGGCGCUGGUGCCUGUGACCGCCGUGUGCCUGGGCCUGUUCGCCGUCGGGGUGAGCGGCAACGUGAUGACGGUGCUGCAGGUCGGGCGCUACCGGGACAUGCGGACCACCACCAACUUGUACCUGGGCAGCAUGGCCGUGUCCGACCUGCUCAUCCUGCUCGGGCUCCCCUUCGACCUGUACCGCCUCUGGCGCUCCCGGCCCUGGGUGUUCGGGACGCUGCUCUGCCGCCUCUCGCUCUACGUGGGCGAGGGCUGCACCUACGCCACGCUGCUGCACAUGACGGCGCUCAGCCUCGAGCGCUACCUCGCCAUCUGUCGCCCGCUCCGGGCCCGCGUCCUCGUCACCCGCCGCCGCGUCCGUGCGCUCGUCGCCGCGCUCUGAGCCGUGGCGCUGCUCUCCGCCGGGCCCUUCUUUCUGGUGGGCGUCGAGCAGGACCCCGGCCGCUACGCGGUCCAGGACCUUAACGGCAACGCAGCUCACCCCCUCGCCCCGCCGCCGCCGCCACUCGUCGGGUCCUCGCAGGCGCCACCGCUGUCCCCGCCGUCGGGGCCCGAGGCGGCGGCGGCGGCGGCGCUGUUCAGCCGGGAGUGCCGGCCGAGCCCGGCGCAGCGGGGAGCGCUGCACGUCAUGCUGUGGGUCACCACCGCCUACUUCUUCCUGCCCUUCCUGUGCCUCAGCGUCCUCUACGGGCUCAUCGGGUGGGAGCUGUGGAGGAGCCGCGGGCCGCUGCGAGGCCCAGCCACCUCCGCUCGGGAGAAGGGACACCAGCAGACGGUCCGCGUCCUGUUGGUGGUGGUUCUGGCGUUUAUAGUUUGCUGGCUGCCUUUCCACGUUGGCAGAAUCAUUUACAUAAAUAACAAAGAUUCCCGGAUGAUGUACUUCUCUCAGUACUUCAACAUUGUUGCCCUGCAACUUUUCUAUCUGAGCGCAUCCAUCAACCCCAUCCUCUACAACCUCAUUUCAAAGAAGUAUAGCGCAGCGGCCUGGAAACUGCUGCUAGCCAGGUGGUCCAGACAGAGAGGUUUCUGCAGAAGCAGGGAGCCUGAAGGGGACCCUGAAGGAGACACGGCUGGCUGCACCGAGACCAGCGCUAAUGUACAGACACUGGCAACCAGCAUGGCCAAACACAGAGCCUCAUCCCACAGCUCUGGGACUUAA
This is a messenger RNA of Physeter macrocephalus (sperm whale), 1269 nucleotides long. RefSeq names its product motilin receptor (gene MLNR). Lineage: Eukaryota; Metazoa; Chordata; Mammalia; Artiodactyla; Physeteridae. Gene Ontology annotation, biological process: G protein-coupled receptor signaling pathway. The record is from RefSeq and is a predicted model, not a curated record. Gene Ontology annotation, molecular function: G protein-coupled peptide receptor activity. Gene Ontology annotation, cellular component: plasma membrane.